AAAGGCAAGGCCAAGGAUACCGACGCCAGCGACAGCGGCAAAGGUAGCAAGGGCUUGAAGCCAGCCACUUCGAUCAACGUCCGGCAUAUCCUGUGCGAGAAAUUCUCCAAGAAAGAAGAAGCCGUCGAGAAGCUUCGGAACGGUGCCAAAUUCGACGAGGUGGCGAGAGAGUUUUCGGAAGACAAAGCCAGGCAGGGAGGUUCUCUUGGCUGGAAGGUUCGUGGCAGUUUAGACUCGACGUUCGAAAAGGCCGCGUACGAGCUGGAGCCCAGCACGACAGCGAGUCCCAAGUAUGUCGAGGUGAAGACAGGGUUCGGAUACCAUAUUAUCAUGGUGGAGGGGCGGAAGUAG
Molecule: messenger RNA, 351 nt
Organism: Penicilliopsis zonata CBS 506.65
Lineage: Eukaryota; Fungi; Ascomycota; Eurotiomycetes; Eurotiales; Aspergillaceae
Exons: 3
Biological process (GO): rRNA processing
Molecular function (GO): peptidyl-prolyl cis-trans isomerase activity; DNA binding
Source: RefSeq, a predicted model, not a curated record